GUCGGCGCACGUCAGUGACGUCACGCGCAGCGCCAUCUCCGAGCUCUGAAAGUCUCCCACACUCCCGCUGCCCGCAAGCCCUGGCGAAUCUUGACUAGGUCUACCUCACCGCCUUGGAUUAAGGAGCCUUUCUAGCCGAAAGCAUUUUUUCCUGUGAUGCUGGCAACUGGAUCCAGGGGCUUCGCAGAGCUACAUCUCCAGCCCUUUUUAAUUGUUUUUGAGACAGGGUCUCGCUGAAUCGCUGUUGCCCAGGCUGAGCUUGAACCUGUGAUCUUCUUAGAUCGCACAGUAAACUGGGUUAACAAGCGUGAGCCUCCACGGCAGGCCUCCAGAGGAAACUUGACGAGAGAGACUCCUGGUGGCCGAGAACCGCUGAUCAAAGUGAAGAGUCUGCAACGCGUGAGGACGACUUCAUCCGAGCGCGCCGGAAGCGGGCCCACAAUGAAGAGUGUGAUCUACCAUACUUUUUCUCAAAAGGAAGCAAAAGAGUACGAUGUUCAGCAACUGGGAGCCCAGAGGGCAGAAGCCUUUGUGAGCGCCUUCCUGAAGCGGAGCAUGCCCCACAUGAGCCAGCAGGCCUGUGAGAACCAGUUGCAGCGCAAAGCUGUUAUUCUGGAGUACUUCACUCGCCGGAAGCGCAAGGAGAAGAAAAAAAAAUCAAAAGGCCUCUCUGCCAGGGAGAGGAGAGAUCUACAGCUCUUUGACAUUAAACCAGAGCAACAGAGGUAUAAUCUUUUUCUCCCUCUCCAUGAACUCUGGAAACAGUACAUCCGGGACCUGUGCAAUGGCCUCAAGCCAGACACGCAGCCACAGAUGAUUCAAGCCAAGCUGUUAAAGGCGGAUCUUCAUGGUGCUAUUAUUUCAGUCACAAAGUCCAAAUGCCCCUCAUACGUGGGUGUAACGGGAAUCCUUCUACAGGAGACAAAGCAUGUUUUCAAAAUCAUCACCAAAGAAGAUCGCCUGAAAGUUAUCCCCAAGCUAAAUUGUGUGUUUGCUAUAGAAAUCGAUGACUUUAUUUCCUACAUUUAUGGGAGUAAAUUCCAGCUUCGGUCAAGUGAGAGGUCUGCCAAGAAGUUCAAAGGAAAAGGAACAAUUGACCUGUGACUUCUUUGCCACCUAAGCCACCUGUUUAUGGCACAUGGAAAUUGGAAACACUCGAAGUACCCAUGCUUCAGUGGCGAGAUUCCACUUAUAGACAGCUCCAGCCAGUGGAAAUCAAAGCCAAGGACGUUGAAUAGCACAGGAAGAUGUGACCUUCAUUUUUGUAAUGCUCCUGUGGAGAGACAAGACAGCCAGAAUCUGCACCAGGAUUAACUCUGGUUGUCUUGAAGAGCAAGACUCUUAGGUUAUUUCUUUUUUGUAAUCUGAGUUUUCUGAAUGUUCUAUGAUAAAUCAGUUAUUCUUUCACUGAUAAAUUGCACACGUAAACUGGAAAUAAAGGAACUGUUGCUGUA
Molecule: messenger RNA, 1454 nt
Organism: Heterocephalus glaber (naked mole-rat)
Lineage: Eukaryota; Metazoa; Chordata; Mammalia; Rodentia; Bathyergidae
Gene: Pop4
Product: POP4 ribonuclease P/MRP subunit
Biological process (GO): rRNA processing; tRNA 5'-leader removal
Cellular component (GO): ribonuclease P complex; ribonuclease MRP complex
Molecular function (GO): ribonuclease P RNA binding
Source: RefSeq, a predicted model, not a curated record